Molecule: messenger RNA, 1694 nt
Organism: Chenopodium quinoa (quinoa)
Lineage: Eukaryota; Viridiplantae; Streptophyta; Magnoliopsida; Caryophyllales; Amaranthaceae
Product: U-box domain-containing protein 20-like
Exons: 1
Coding region: 135-1475 (446 amino acids)
Biological process (GO): protein ubiquitination
Molecular function (GO): ubiquitin protein ligase activity
Source: RefSeq, a predicted model, not a curated record
UUGUCUUUGCAACAAACUUCAUUCAUUCAAAACAUAAUUUGUCAUCUUAUAUUCACCAAAAACAUACCAGUAGUAUUAAACACUUACAUAACUUUAAUUUGAUCAUAUUAUUAAAACAUAUUUACCAGUACAAAAUGAUUUCUUCAUGGAGAAGGAAGAGAGCGAGCCGAGGGGCGGCCGGGGGUGAUCAAGGCGGGGGGAAGAGGAAGCCGACGGAGUUGAUUGUUCCGAAUCAUUUCCGGUGUCCGAUAUCUCUAGAUUUGAUGAAGGAUCCGGUGACUUUAUCGACAGGAAUAUCGUAUGACCGCGAAAAUAUAGAGAAAUGGAUUGAGGCAGGUAAUGUAACAUGUCCUAUGACUAAUCAAGUCUUAAGGACACUUGAGCCUAUCCCAAACCAUACUAUUCGAAGGAUGAUCCAAGACUGGUGUGUCGAGAAUCGAUCCCAAGGGAUAGAACGGAUCCCCACGCCUCGGAUUCCGAUAAGCUCAGAUGAGGUGGGGACCAUCUUGGAGAGGAUCUCGACGUCGCGGACCCCACAAGAGUGUAAAGACCUAGUGGGUAAAGUAAGCAAGGCUUUGAAGGAGAGUGAUAGGAAUAAGAGGUGCAUUGUAGGGAAUGGGGCUAGUAAGACCUUGUCCCUUGCAUUCCAAGCUUUCGCGGAUAGCGAGGGCGAAACCGUCAUUUCACUCUUGGAAGAUAUUAUGAGUAUUCUUACAUCUAUAACCCCCUUAGACUCACAAGCACUGGUGAGUCUAAAGUCACCAAACUCCCUAGGGCGUUUGGUGUGGUUUUUAAGACGCGGAGGUUUAUCUGGGAUAAGAAACGCGGUUAUGAUCCUUAAAGAACUCGUUUCGAGCUCAAAAGAUCACGAGAAAGUGGUUGAAUCAUUGGUUACAAUGGAAGGAGCUAUGGAAGGGUUGGUCAAGCUAAUCAAAGAGCCAAUUUGUCCAGCUUCUACCAAAGCAUCAUUGGUUGUAAUAUACCAUAUGAUCAUAUCAACUCAUGAUUUUUCAAGCAAGAAUGUGAUCAUAGAAAGGUUCAUAGACAUGGGUUUAGUCUCAUUAGUCCUAGACAUUCUAGUAGAUGCUGAGAAGAGCGUUUGUGAGAAGGCACUCGGGGUCCUCGAUGGCCUUUGUCGAAGUGACAAAGGCCGUGAGGCGGCCUACACUCAAGCACUAGCAAUACCUGUGGUGGUUAAGAAGAUACUAAGGAUCUCCGAGUUAGCGACCGAGUUCUCGGUCUCCGUCCUUUAUAGGUUGUGUGAGAAUGAGGAAAGGGAAGAUGGAGGUGUUAUUGUUGAAGCUCUACAAGUUGGUGCAUUUCAAAAGCUUUUGCUGAUUUUACAAGUUGGUUGGAAUAUUAAUGAGAGGGUUAAGGAGAAGGUUACUAAAUUAUUGAAGCUCCUAAAUCUUUUUAGAGAUAAGUUAGAGUGCAUUGAAUCCAUGGAUUUUAAGGAUCUUAAAAGGCCAUUUUAAGAUGAUCAUAUUAAUAGUUCAUACCACAUUCUUUUUGCAGUUAAUUAAUAGGGUGUUUAGUCUCUUUAAUUUUGCUGUACAGCAGAUUAAUUAGUGAUUUUUAGCAUACAUUUGCAAAUGCCAAUGUACAAAAUACACAAAUGGAAGAUAAUUAAUACUAUAUAGAUAUACCAUUCUUUGUUAAUAAAAUAUCACAAAAAUGAACUUUUUGUGCUUGAA